AUGGAAAUAACCAAGACAAAAGAAGGCUCUGUGGGUUUACGCUAUCCAAUGCUAACGAAAAGUAACUAUACAACAUGGUCCCUGAAAAUGAAGGUUUUCAUGAAGGCGCAAGGUGUUUGGGCUGCGAUCGAAGGAGACCCAAAGACUGUUGUUGAUGAGAGGACGGUACAGAUAGCUCUUGCAGCUAUAUACCAAGGCGUGCCAGAAGACGUACUGCUGACUAUUGCUGAGAAAGAAACCGCAAAGGAAGCUUGGGAAGCCAUUAAAACGAUGAGUGUAGGAGCUGAGCGAGUGAAGGAGGCUAAGGUACAAACGUUAAAGGGAGAGUUUGAGUCUCUUACCAUGAAGGAGACAGAUAACAUCGAUGAUUUCUGUAUGAAGCUGAGCGGGAUAGCGACCAACAUACGGGUUCUUGGAGAAGUGAUGGAGGAGUCAAGCGUUGUGAGGAAGAUCCUACGUGCAGUCCCCGAUAAAUUUCUCCAGAUAGCUUCAAAUAUCGAACAGUUCGGAGACAUGAAAACUAUGACGGUUGAAGACUUAGUGGGUCGUCUUAAAGCUCACGAGGAGAAAAUAAAGGGCAGGUGUGAGAGCGCAGACAAACAACAACUUCUCUUGGCAUCUCAGAAUCAAAGACCUAGAGCUGGUUAUUUCCGUGAUAAGAGUAAGAUCAGGUGCUACAACUGUAACACCUUGGGUCACUAUGCAUCAGAAUGUAGCAAAUCACGACGGGAAAGAGAGAAGAGGCAGGAAGUAAACAUGGCAGUCGUCGAGGAUGAUGAACCAGCUUUGUUAUAG
This is a messenger RNA of Daucus carota subsp. sativus, 795 nucleotides long. RefSeq lists its product as uncharacterized. The transcript has a single exon. NCBI's taxonomy places the organism in Eukaryota, Viridiplantae, Streptophyta, Magnoliopsida, Apiales, Apiaceae. Gene Ontology annotation, molecular function: zinc ion binding; nucleic acid binding. Bases 1 to 795 code for a protein of 264 amino acids. The record is from RefSeq and is a predicted model, not a curated record.